AUGGUUCCCAGCGCUGCGACAGUAUCAUUCCAGAGUGUGGCCCAUGCACAAGGCGAAGAUUUAUGGGUGGCCUGCUACAUGAAGGCGACGUAUGCAUUCCGUGCCGUGGACAAAAUAGGAAAAACACUUGGAAUGUGUCUACCACUACUGCGACUUUGUGCCUGGGACAACCCCUCCCCAACGACAUUCUUCCGGUUCAUUACUUUAUCCGGAUCUGCUCAGACGCCUUUUUCUAGCCGCUCCGAGUUUCUUUCGCAUGGUGGAUACUUCUGUCUUCGUAUGAUGCCAGAGAAAUUGGACGCCAUAGCCCGUGGUGAUCUCUCUGGUCGUAUUGUCCAUCCGAGUUUUGUCCACUUUGCACACAUAAUAGGCUGUGUCUACUACCGUGACGACAAUGGUCAACGUGUCCCGUCGGACUUCGAGGCAUCCUACUACCAGCUCGUAAUGCGGUAUCUCGAGGACAAAGAAUCCUUCACUCCGGUGGAAUUCCUGCAGACUUGUAUCUUCCUCGGCACAUAUCGUUAUCUCAACAAUCAGUUCGAUACCGCUUGGGACUGUGGCACGAAAGCCUACGAUAUGAUCAUAAACGCAGACAUGCACAUCACACUACCUUCGACGGACUGCACCGGAUCGCAUUCACCGCAGAACGUUGCCCGCGGCAGAUACGGUCAUAUUCAAGCCCUCGACGAAGCCGAGGAACAAAGAUCUCUCUUAUGCUAUGCCAUGCACGGAGACUUCUGCGCCAUACUAAUAUGGGAUAGGCCAGUCGUACUACCUCCUCAUCUCGACGACGAACUUCGAAGUCUGCUUAGCCACACGCCUUUCGACUACACCCAAACGGUAAUUACACGGACUAUGAGUACCUGGCUUCUACACGAAGCUCGUUUCUCUGUCUCUCAGGGAAUUCCGUCAGCGUCAGGCAAUGGUUCGAAGUCGUGGCUGAUGGAGCUCAAAGCUUACGACAACACGGGUAUUUCGUACGAGAUGUACUCCGGCCUUAUCGAAAGAAUCGAGCGUCACGUCACCGAGAGCAAGCUCGCGGCUACGAAGUUCGACCUGGUUUAUAAGGACCAAUCCGGAUCCGUCUCUCGCAAACUGGACGCAGUCAUGGGCUUGACCGCCCUUACGGAGAUUCACCUUGCUCUCUACAGUGCCCUAAACCACGAAGAAUCACGCCGUCAAACCGUUAAGACUGCGAUAGAAAUAAUUAGUAUUUCGGACGGCCUCCCCAAGGACAAGUAUGAUCUUCUGGACCACAUGGUAUUGCUGAGUUGGAGAACCGCUAGAGAGGUUCUGGAACAAGAACAAGCUCGCUUACUUGGCGCGAAUGCUGAUGAUACUUCGGUAUACCCAGGGACCAUUCCGUCGUUGUUGAUGACACUCCGGGGCUGCGUUCGAUGCUUGAGAGCAGUGGCACCAUUUGGUUAG
Messenger RNA from Stereum hirsutum FP-91666 SS1, 1428 nucleotides. RefSeq lists its product as uncharacterized. Lineage: Eukaryota; Fungi; Basidiomycota; Agaricomycetes; Russulales; Stereaceae. The record is from RefSeq and is a predicted model, not a curated record. Bases 1 to 1428 code for a protein of 475 amino acids. The transcript is spliced from 8 exons.